This is a messenger RNA of Rotaria socialis, 1800 nucleotides long. NCBI's taxonomy places the organism in Eukaryota, Metazoa, Rotifera, Eurotatoria, Philodinida, Philodinidae. The record is from the annotation of a GenBank genome assembly.
AUGGAACGAAUAAAACGACAGUUAGACGACAUUGUUUACGAUAAUAACGACAACAAGAAACAAAAAGUAGAACAUGAAUUAAUAAAACACAAACCUUAUUUUGAAAAUUUAGCAAAUGAAACUAUUUAUGAAAUAUUUCAAUAUCUCGAUGUUUAUCAUGCUUACGAAGGAUUUUUUAAUCUUAAUCGACGAUUUAAAAAUUUAGUUGUGCAUAGAAAUCUUUUCGUUCAAAUAAAUGUUACGACAAUGUCAAAAUCAAAUCUUGAUGAUUAUCAUAACAAUAUGAUUAAACCAAAUAAAUAUCGAAUUAACUACAUGCGUUUAUCGAAUCCAUUUACUGUUGAUCUUAUUUUCUCACCGCCACGUACUAUUUGUGAUUACAUUCAACUUGAAACAUUAGUUUUGGAUAAUAUUGAUACAAAAUAUCUUGUUAAUAUUCUCAAACAUUUAAGCUUUUCACCGAAAUUACAUUCAUUAGUUUUUAGUCUUGCGGAUUAUGUUCAACAGCCUGCUUCUCUUUUUCACCACAUAUUUUGUUUAUCGAAAUUAAAAUAUUGCAAAGUAACAUAUCAAGAACAAUAUGAUAAACAACCAAUAGAAUUUUAUUUGAAUAAAACACAAAGUCCUAUCGAAUAUCUUAUUAUCAAUAAUCGUUUUUCCCUUGAGUCACUUCAUGAUAUAUUGUGUUGUCUUCCAAAACUUCGUUAUUUAUCAAUUGAUUGUCUUGUUGGAGCGAAUGCUUCAUAUAUUUAUCAAUUGUCUACUACAUUAAAACAUUUAAAACACGUUUCGAUUAAAGUCGAUCAUCUACGUUUCUAUUUAUUCCAACAGUUAAUCAAAACAUAUUUUAGUUCUAUUGAAGUUUUACAUCUUACAACACAUGAUCCAACAUAUUUGGCUCCAGGCCAAUGGGAACAAUUAAUCUUAUCUUCAAUGCCGAAUCUACGUAUUUUUGAUAUAUAUCAUACUAAUAUUGUACAAAAAGAUGAUUUAAUAUAUCUUCUUUCAAUUUAUCAAUUUGAUUCGUCGUUUUGGACUCAACGAAAGUGGUUUAUAACACAUAAACACAAUACAGAAAUAAAAUUAGAUCGUCUAAUACUUUAUUCAACAAAUCCAUAUAGAAGAGAAGAUUAUACAUUUUAUUCGGAUUUCUAUCCUCAACUUCAUUUACAUAGUCAAGAAAAGAAUUUCAAUUCAGUUAAACAUGUUCAUAUUUCCAGUAAAUAUCUAUCGAAUUAUAAUCUAAAUUGUUUUCCAAAUGUUAACGAAUUAACUAUUGAAGAGCAUUUUAACACAUCUGAUAAUUCAAUUUCAACAACUCUUAGCCAUAUUCUUCCUUUGAAACAAUUGACUAAGUUAACUAUUAAAAGGGCGAAUUUUACUUCUGAACAAAUUAUUGACUUAAUCCGUCUGACACCUAAUUUAUCGGUAUUAAAAUUAGAUUCAUUAUCGUUUAAUGGAAUUCAACAAAAUGAAAAUUUUCAAUACGUAUCAAAUACAAAUAAAAUUAAUACUAUAGAAAUUCGUCAAUCUUGUAGUUUAGAAAAUUUUCAAAUAAUUCUUGAUUUAUUUCGACAAGUUGAAUAUCUUAAAAUUGGAAUGAAUAGAAAAGAAGUCAAUCAAAUUAUACGAUUUUUAUCUUCAAAAAUUAAUAAUAAAACAUGUCGUUUAUGCUUUUUGUGUAUUUUACAAAUACCUAAAGUAUGUCUACGAGAAUUAAAUGCAUUAAUUAGAUCAGAACACUUAUUCAAGAAUUAUUCUAUCAAGUAUAUUAAUCGUGACUUAUAUUUAUGGUGGUAG